Messenger RNA from Meriones unguiculatus (Mongolian gerbil), 1722 nucleotides. It is a transcript of the gene Mrgprg, whose product is annotated as MAS related GPR family member G. Gene Ontology annotation, molecular function: G protein-coupled receptor activity. The transcript has a single exon. Gene Ontology annotation, biological process: G protein-coupled receptor signaling pathway. Lineage: Eukaryota; Metazoa; Chordata; Mammalia; Rodentia; Muridae. Bases 49 to 921 code for a protein of 290 amino acids. The record is from RefSeq and is a predicted model, not a curated record. Gene Ontology annotation, cellular component: membrane.
UGGUUAGUGAACAGAAGCCUCCAGGAACACCCACGGAAGCCAGCCAGGAUGCUCUCCAUUUUCAACAUCUGGAGCACGUUCAGCAACGUGCUCUUCUACCUCAGCCUCGCUGUCAGUCUGGCAGGGCUGGGGGGCAAUGCCCUGCUGCUCUGGCACCUCGGUCUGCACAUCAAGAAGGGCCCCUUCAACAUCUACCUGCUGCACCUGGCUGCCGCCGAUUUCCUGUUCCUCUCCUGCCAGGUUGGCUUCUCUAUCGCUGAGAUGGUGUUGGGCCAUGCGGUCACUCUGCAUUUCCCCAUCGUCUUUCUGUGGUUUGCCGUGGGGCUCUGGCUGCUGGCUGCCUUCACUGUGGACUGCUGCCUCACCUACAUGCUCCCCUCAUUCUGCAGCCUCAACUGCCGCCCUAGGUACACCUCAUUUGUGCUCUGCCUCCUGAUCUGGGCACUGACCAUGCCAGCCGUGCUGCUGCCAGCCAACGCCUGUGGCCUGCUGUACAACGGGAUGAGCCUGCUGGGCUGCUUCAAGUACCACUGGAUCAGUAUUGUCUGGCUAGGGGUGCUGGUGAGCAUGGCCUGUGGGGCAGCCACGGUUAUCCUAAUCUGUGGGAACUGCUGCUCUUUGCAGCCGCCCCCCAAGUUCUGCAAACUGGCCCAGUGCUCCGGCAUCCUGCUGUUCUUCUGUCGAGUGCCCAUGAUUGUCUACUGGAGCCUGCGGCCGGUCAUAAAAUUCCUGCUCCCCUUCUUCUUGCCGUUGGCCACUCUCCUGGCCUGCAUUGACAGCAGUGCAAAGCCCCUCUUGUACUACAUGAAGGGCAGGCAGCUCGGGAAAAGGGAGCCUCCGAGGGUAGUCCUCAACAGGGCUCUGGGGGAGGAGCCCCAGUCAAGUCUUGGGGCUCUAUCCCUGCCCAUGAGCCAAGUGUAGAGAGUGGCCAUCCUGUGCCCACCUCCCCUGCCCUCCUAGAUGCCAGGGAAUCCCCAGUCACGUUCAAACCCUUGCUGUGGCCCACCUCUGGUCCUGAGGAUUUCAAGGCUCCCUCUCACAAGCAGGGGAGAAGGGAAAGGCUCCAGACUGCAUGUUGAACAUGCAUAGGACAUAGCAAGAAGGACAGGGAUAGACAGAAGAGCAGGUGCAUGAAGGAGGACACCAGAGCUACAGUGAAGGCACGUGGCCUACAUCCCUCUGUCUCUAAAGCAUCCAACCCAAGAAAACGGACCCUCAGAGCCACCACCCCCCCCCCCCAGUGGGCCAGGCAACAGGAGCUUCGCUUUCUCCUGUCAUUAAUGGGCCAUGUGACUGGAACCUCCUGGGAAGCAUUCUCUGCUCUUGGGGGCAUCGGGACCUUAUUUUGGAUGCAUCCACUAAAGGGUCUUAUAUAAACCGUUCUUUCUCCCUCCCUCACUCCAACAUUCCCCACAAAACCUCAUGAUCCAGGUGACAAGGCUGUCUCCCCAAUGCUCUAGCCUGGUGUUAUUCUCGGAGGCCACGAGGUGGUGCUGUUUCAUCACUAAACAGAACCAGUCCGUCCCGCCCCCAGGGUCACCCCAAGUUGUUGCCUCCUGGCCACUUCUGCCUCUCAGGUGCCCCCCUCCCCCAGAGGGCCUUCACAGUGCCAUCAGAGUGCCCCCUAGCCCCUACUCAGAUCCCAUGCCCAUUUCUGGGCUCCUGCAAGGUUGUGAUCAGUCAAGCUAUCCCUGCAGCCAGAUUCACCUACAGUUCGAGAAA